Ramularia collo-cygni is the source of this 1623-nucleotide messenger RNA. RefSeq names its product related to catalase. The record is from RefSeq and is a predicted model, not a curated record. The transcript has 4 exons. Lineage: Eukaryota; Fungi; Ascomycota; Dothideomycetes; Mycosphaerellales; Mycosphaerellaceae. Gene Ontology annotation, cellular component: cytoplasm; peroxisome; mitochondrion. Gene Ontology annotation, biological process: response to hydrogen peroxide; hydrogen peroxide catabolic process. The coding region runs from base 1 to 1623 and encodes 540 amino acids. Gene Ontology annotation, molecular function: catalase activity; heme binding.
AUGAGAGUCUCUCUAUUAGCCCUUGCGGCAGGUCCGUUAUUGGCAACGGCAGCUGAUUUAACAAGAAGUCCCCUGGUCCGAGCAACGACCCCUGACAACACCAACGAGGAGUACAAGACAGACUUAUUCGAAGGCACCACUCUCAAGCAGCAGGAGUCAUCUCUCAACAACUCUGACUUGACCUACACGCAACGUAAUGGCAAGCAGUACUUCCAGCCACUUGGUGCUCAAAGAGCGGGCGAGAAGGGCCCUUUACUCCUCCAGGACGUUCAUCUAAUCGAUACGCUGGCUACGUUCAAUCGAGAACGUGUUCCGGAGAGAAUCGUCCACGCUCGUGGCGCAGGUGCUCACGGAUUCUUUGAGGCCACCACAGAUUACGCCGAGAAGCUUUCUGCUGCCUAUGUUUUCGUCAAGGGAACUCGGACCUCCGUUACCAUGCGAUUUUCUACUGUUGGAGGUGCUCGUGGCAGUGCUGAUCAAGCAAGAGACCCUCGAGGGGUAGCGAUCAAGAUGCGAACAAAGCAAGGAAUCCUUGACUGGGUGUUCAACAACACUCCUGUCUUUUUCAUCCGCGAUCCCGCCAAGUUUCCUCGUUUCAUCCACACGCAGAAAACGGACCCGGCUACUAAUGUCCGCGACUGGAACACCUUUUGGUCAUGGCCAGCUCAGUUCCCAGAGUCUCUACUGCAGUUUCUGAGACUUUUCAGCGACCUCGGUACCCCUUACGGUUUCAGACAUAUGGAUGCAUGGUCCGGUCACACAUACCGCCUAGUCAAACCCGAUGGAAGCUGGGUCUACACCCGAGUCUAUCUUUCCACCGACCAAGGCAUCAAAAACUUCACCGCCGCCGAAUCCGCCGCGAAAGCCGGAGACAACGAUGCCUGGGCCACCAAGGAAUUAUUCGACACCAUCGAAAGUGGCGACUACCCUUCCUGGACCGUGGGAAUCGCCACAAUGACCGAAGAGGAAGCCGCCAACUACCGCUACGACGUUCUGGACCUCACAAAGGACUGGCUCGGGGUGGAGUACCACGAGAUUGGACGCAUCCACCUCACCCAGAACCCCACCAACUACCACGCAGAAAUCGAGCAAGCCCACUUCACCCCUGGGAACACCGUUCCCGGCUGGGAGCCCUCUGCAGACCCAGUUCUCCAAUCCCGACUUUUCGCAUACGGCGACGCGGGACGAUACAGACUCGGCGUCAAUGGCGAUGAUAUCCCCGUCAACUGCCCUCACGCGAGCGUUGCGAAUUUCGACCGCGAUGGCCAUCUCUCUCAACAAGGCAACCAGGGCUCUCGCAAGAAUUUCCCUGCGGAGUUCAUUGAUCCGAUCAAUGUGAUUAGCCGACCUGCUACUGAGACGGAUGUUAAAAUUGAUGGUACUACUGUCUUUUGGCAAUCGCAAAUCGAUGAGAAUAUCGACUAUGAGCAACCUGCGUUGUUUUAUGAGAGUUUCUCGCAACAGGAUAAGGAGAAUUUGUAUAGCAAUAUCGCGGGCACUUUGGUCAAUGUUGAUAAUAAGGAGGUGUUUGAGGGGAUUAUGAAGCAGUGGGGGAUUGUUAGCCCUAAGUUGGCGGAGGGUAUUAGUGCUGCGUAUGAGAAGGCGAAGAGUGCGGCCAAGUAG